GAAUCGCGCUUGUCCCCAGCGGCUUGCCGUCUUCGCCGCCAUGGCGGCCGCCUCGCUCCCCGCAUGGCUGUCCCUGCAGCCGGGGGCCAGGACCCUGCGUGCCUUCUCCACCGCCCUGUCCCCGACCACUCUCGCCGGGAAACCAAGCUCACGUACAACAGAAAGAACAUCCAAAUCUGAAAGGCCACUGAGAAGAAAGGCACUACCUCCCAGGACGGAGAAAAUGGCUGUUGACCAGGACUGGCCUAGUGUUUACCCCGUUGCAGCACCAUUUAAACCCUCCGUAGUGCCUCUUCCUGUUCGAAUGGGUUAUCCAGUAAAACGGGGAGUGCCCAUGGUAAAGGAGGGGAAUCUAGAACUUCUAAAGAUCCCCAAUUUUCUGCAUUUGACUCCUGUAGCAAUUAAAAAGCACUGUGAAGCUCUUAAAGAUUUCUGCACUGAGUGGCCCGCUGCAUUAGACAGUGAUGAAAAAUGUGAGAAGCAUUUUCCAAUUGAAAUUGACACAGCUGAUUAUGUUUCAUCAGGACCAUCUAUUCGGAACCCCAAAGCACGAGUAGUAACCUUAAGGGUUAAACUUUCCAGUUUGAAUUUAGAUGAUCAUGCAAAGAAGAAACUUAUUAAACUUGUGGGAGAGCGAUACUGCAAGACCACAGAUGUGCUCACCAUCAAAACAGACAGGUGCCCUUUAAAGAGACAGAAUUAUGAUUAUGCAAUGUAUCUGCUAACAGUUUUAUACCAUGAGUCUUGGAAAACUGAGGAAUGGGAGAAACAUAAGACUGAAGCAGACAUGGAAGAGUAUGUAUGGACAAAUAGCUCCUCAGAAAAAAAUAUCCUGGAAACACUUCUCCAAAUUAAAGCUGCGGAGAAAAACGUGGAAGUAAAUAAAGAAGAGCUCCUUGGUACUAAAGAAGUUGAAGAUUACAAAAAGUCGGUUGUUAGUCUUAAGAACGAGGGGGACAAUGAAAACACCCUUUCUCAGUACAAAGAAGCAGUGAAGAGACUGUUAAAUCUGACAUGAAGUAUGUACAAAAAUAUGCUUGAUUUAGUAAUUUUGUGAUCGAUAUGUAAUUAUCUAGUUUGAUAUAAAAUUAAAAAUGUUAAUAAAAACAGUUCUAUUUCAGAAUUAAAAUUAUUCCUUUUAUACUGAUGCACAGUGGCAAUGAUUAUUCAUAAACUUUCUUCUUUAUACUCUGUGGCAGUUAGACUAAUUAGAUCUCUGAUUUCUUCUGGUUCUACAGUGUAUGAUUUUACUUCUACCAUAACAACUUCAGAAUUUAUAUAUAUAUAUGUAUAUAUAU
This is a messenger RNA of Pteronotus mesoamericanus, 1298 nucleotides long. It is a transcript of the gene MRPS35, whose product is annotated as mitochondrial ribosomal protein S35. Gene Ontology annotation, cellular component: mitochondrial small ribosomal subunit. The transcript has 8 exons. Gene Ontology annotation, biological process: mitochondrial translation. The record is from RefSeq and is a predicted model, not a curated record. Bases 41 to 1018 code for a protein of 325 amino acids. NCBI's taxonomy places the organism in Eukaryota, Metazoa, Chordata, Mammalia, Chiroptera, Mormoopidae. Gene Ontology annotation, molecular function: structural constituent of ribosome.